Messenger RNA from Acanthosepion pharaonis, 960 nucleotides. The record is from the annotation of a GenBank genome assembly. Lineage: Eukaryota; Metazoa; Mollusca; Cephalopoda; Sepiida; Sepiidae.
AUGUCGUUCUUUUUUAAACACAAAGCGUUUUUCUUUAUUCUCAUUCUUUUUCUUCACUUCGUCUUUAAUGUCUUUUUCCUUUAUACAUUCAUUACCUUUUCUUGCUUGGAAACUUUUCUUUAUCUCUUCCUCACCACAUCCUUUUAUUCUUUACUAUUUCUCAAGAGUGUCCUCUUUUUCUUUCUCUCCUUUUUCCUUUCUUUCUUUCUUUCUUUCUUUUUUCUUAUUUUCAUCCUUCCCUUUCUAGCUAUUUUCUUAUUUCUUUUUUCUUUCUUUCUAAUAUUGUUUUUGAAACAUUUCCCAUUCCUUCACGUUUUUCUUUAUCUCCAUUUUUCUUUCUUCCCUUCAUUCUUUGUUCUUUUUCUUUCUUGGCUUCUUUCUUUCGUUCCUUCCUUUUCCAUUCCCUCUAAUUCCUUAUUUCUUUCUUUUUUAUUCUCUCUUUUUCUUUCUUUUCUUCUUUCUUGCUCUUUCAUUAUCUCUUUUUCUUUUAUUUUACUUUCUUUUUCGAAAUUUUUCCAUUCCCUCUCUUUCUUUCAUUCUCUUUCUUUCUUUCUUUCUUUCUUUGUCGUCUUCUUUGCAUCCUUUCCUUGUUUUUUUUUUCUUUCUUUCGUUCUUUCUUUUCCAAUUGCCUCUCGCUCUUUCUUUCUUUCUUUUUUUCUCCGUUCCACUCCUUUUAUCUCAUUCAUUCUCUCUGUUUUUUCUUUCUUUCUUUCUUUCUGUCUUUCUUUCCGAAUUUCUCUCUCAUUUUUCUUUUUCUCUUUUUUUUCUUUCUCGUAUUCUUUUGUUCACUUUCGCUUUCACUCUUUCUUUCUUUUUCUCCCACUCUCUUUCUUCUCCAGUCUCUUUUUUUUGUCUAUCUUUUCCUUUCUUUCUUUCUUUCGUUUUCUCUUUUUAUCUCUUUCACCAUUUCUUUCUUCCUUCUCUUAUAUUGAAUUUGAUUAUUGUAUUUACUCACGUUGA